GUUUUGCAGUUAAAUAAUGGCCCCCAAAAGAAACAACAUUAUCCCAAAUGGGCAUUUCCGAAAAGACUGGCAGAGAUAUGUCAAGACUUGGUUCAACCAGCCCAUGAGAAAAAAGAGGAGGCAUAGGACCAGAGUUCAAAAAGCUUUGAAGAUUGCUCCUCGUCCAGUUGCUGGUCAGCUUAGACCCAUUGUUCGUUGUCCAACAGUAAAAUACAACACUAAACUCAGAUCAGGAAAGGGUUUCACCCUUGAAGAAUUGAAGUCUGCUGGAAUCAAUAAGAGACAAGCCUUGAGUAUUGGUAUUGCUGUUGAUUACAGAAGAAAGAACAAAUGUAUUGAGUCUUUACAGCAGAAUACACAGCGACUGAAGGAAUACAAAUCUAAAUUGAUUUUGUUCCCUAAGAAGAUGAGCAGACCAAGGAAGGGUGAUGCCACAGCUGAAGAGAUAAAGAUGGCUAAACAACUGAAGGGAGCAGUGAUGCCUAUUACCAAUAUCUCUAAACCAGAGAAAGCAAGGAAGAUCACUGAUGAAGAGAGGAAAUUCAGUGCUUUCACUGCACUCCGACAGGCCCGUGCAGCCUCUAGAUUGGUGGGAUACAGAGAAAAGAAGGCUAAACAGAAGGCAGAAGAAGAGGCUAACAAGCCUAAAAAAUAAACUACUCUGUUGUAAAUUAAAAAAAAAAUAUGGAAAA
This is a messenger RNA of Mytilus californianus (California mussel), 692 nucleotides long. RefSeq names its product 60S ribosomal protein L13-like. Gene Ontology annotation, cellular component: ribosome; cytosolic large ribosomal subunit. The transcript is spliced from 3 exons. Lineage: Eukaryota; Metazoa; Mollusca; Bivalvia; Mytilida; Mytilidae. Gene Ontology annotation, molecular function: RNA binding; structural constituent of ribosome. Gene Ontology annotation, biological process: translation. The record is from RefSeq and is a predicted model, not a curated record. Bases 17 to 655 code for a protein of 212 amino acids.